AUGGCCAGCCCCGGGCCGCGCCGCUGCCGGCCGCCGACUCCCUCCGGCUCACAGGUCCAGCCUCCGUCCACUGGCGGCUCUCCCGCGCCCCCGACCCCGAAGCCCCAGAGUCGCCCCGCAGGCCCAGGCACGCCCCUGCGUGCGGAUGCCGGGCGCGCACGGAGCGGCCCCGGCCGCCUCAAGUCCCCCUUCUCCGUCGAGGCCAUCCUGGCUAGGCCCGACCCCGGCGCACCGGCCGCCUCCGGGUUGUCAGUCGCCGCCUAUGCAGCCCCGCGUCUCUGGCCCGCUCCCUCCCGGCCCCCGGGCCCGGUUCUGCCCUGGGCGUGCCCGGCGACCUGGCUGCCCGCCUACCUGGGCGUGGGUCUCUACCCGUUGUCUUCCCAGCCCUCAGUGCUGGGGCUGCGCGCGGCUCACUUCUGCAUCCUCCCAGGCCUCGGCGUCACAGGCUUGGAGCUGACUCACUGCCUAGGCCUCUGGGAUCACCCAGACUGGUCCCCAGCUGAGGAUCUUUAUGACACUGAUCAACAAAAAAGGGUUAGAACUAUGUUUAACUUGGAGCAACUGGUAGAGCUGGAGAAAGUGUUUUCAAAGCAGCACAAUCUGGUGGGGAAGAAGAGAGCCCAGCUGGCAGCCCGGCUCAAUCUUACGGAGAACCAGGUGAGGGUCUGGUUCCAAAACCGCAGGGUCAAAUAUCAGAAGCAGCAAAAGCUGAAACUGCCGGCCCCGUCUGCUGUAGCUGCCUCUCCGGACGAGCCCUCCAGCAGCUCUGACACCAAGACCCAGGGUGAAGACACCGAGUCAGGAAUAGACAGCUGAGGACUGGCCAGAGCCUCUACCCAGGCCCUCUGGGAUCAUUCUUCCUGGGGCACCUACUUGACCUCCGUGCUCACAUGUGGAUUUUACUUACCAAAGAGCCUUUCCAGACCCAAAGGGCACCAGAGGAAUCUGACCUGUCAAGGGACUCCCUUUUCUAAAUAGAUUCCUGGGAGGGUGGAGUAACGUAAUCAUCAGAGGCACAGACACUGACCUUCAGCUCUGUGUCCUUGGCCAAGUUACUGAACUUCUGAGCCUUUUUUCUCUCUGUAAUGGAUGUGCUAAUAACUUAUACCUUACGUGGGUGAGGUGAUGUCUGUGAAGCACUAAAAAUGUGCCAGGCCCAGUGUUAAAUGUGCAGCCACUGUUGAGGCUUUUCUUGGCCACCCUCACCUGGGGGAGUGCCCGUGCUGCACCAGCCCUUGUCUCCUCAGGGAUUCAUCUUCUCCUGGCCUGACUGUGGGGAAGGGGCCUCCUUGAAUCAGUGUUUGGGCAUAGAAGACUCUUUCCUACCAGGGCUGGUGGGGUCAAGAGCAAGGAGGACGCAAAGACAGACUAUUUAGCUCCCUUCUACUCAGUUUUUUAAAGUUUUCUUGUUUUACCUGGACUGUUACCACUCUUAGAAGGAGCUCAGGCCCCGCUGCCUUUUUUGAGCAAACAUGCUAUCCUGGUCACCCUACAGCUAACUGCCUCGACUCCCUCCCCAUCAUUAGAGAAAAUGGAGAGAUUUGACUGUCUUUGCCAAGGCUAGCAUUUUAUCAUAAACUUUUCACAAGAUGGUCAUUAUUUUCCCCCUUUCACGACCCUGACUCAUGGAUCCCAUUCCUUCCAAGGAAUCUGCUUGCUUUCUUCCUAAGAAGCCUGGCUGAUAGCUGACUUCUGUGAGGCCCACCACCAGCAUUUCCAGAGCUCCACACUUCUGGGCCAGUCUGUUUAGAGUAUUGACGCAGAAUCCGGAAUGGCUCCUCCUGGUAGAGGUGAAGAGGCAAGUCUCUAGUGGAAGGAGGCCUGCCCUGCCACCUAGUGGUAAGAGAGGGCAUCGUCCCCAGCUGCUCUCAGCGUUGCCCAUUCUGAAGAGGAAAGGCAGGGAGCGGUGGCCUUCAAAGUACCAUCUGGCCCCAAGGCAGUGGACCAUCCUCUCCUGGAUACCAGGUUGCAUACUUCAGGGGAAGCCGGAAUCCAGCUUCAAGAACGCUUCUCUGUCCUUGUCCUUCAGGGAAAUCCUUCCUAAUGCUGGACUUAAAGUCAACUCUAUUAAUCAGAGGAACCCAAUUGCACCUGCUUCUUCCAGAGAUGACUGGUUCAACUUUUUUUUUUCUCUCUUUGUAAAUAAAUAACCAGUUACCUAUUCAGCAGUUACUGGGCUCCACUUGACCCCCAGAUGUCACCAUGACACCACAGUAGAUGCUGAGACAGGUACCUUCUCAAGGGGCACAGAAUCAAUUGGGGGGCAAGGAAACACAAUAACAAGUCGUGGUGGCCAGGCCAGGGCACGUUGUGGGGACAGACGCUAUACCUCAGUGGUUUGCAGCGUUUUGGGGAUUCUGAAUGAGAGAACAGGCCUCUUCCCUGCUGUUCUCAGGAUAGUGUGCACACUCAACUCUGCAUACAAUUUCAGGAACCCUGGUGGUGUAGUGGUUAAGUGCUACAGCUGCUAAACAAAAGGUCAGCAGUUUGAAUCCACCAGGUGAAUCUUGGAAACUCUAUAGGGCAGUUCUACUCUGUCCUACAGGGUCUCUAUGAGUUGGAAUUGACUCGAAGGCCACGGGUUAUUUUUUUUCCCCCCAGAUCCCUUGAAGUCCACCAUGCAGACCUUCACCACCCCCCAGGCUGACACUGAAGAGUUCUGAGAGGCAAAAGUUAAGUUUGACCUUUCAUAGGGCUGUUUGCCCCACUGCCAAAUGGUUCAUAGGAUGGAUGGGCGGGGUCGGGAAGCCCCAGGGUGAGCUUUAGUUUGAGGGUCCACGGACUCGGACACAGAGACACAUCAAAGCAAUACAUGCACACACAGUCUCUGAUAUAGAGGGAGAUACUAGCCACGAAGACAGACGUAAAACUGCACGGGCAGAAAAGCACAAAGGCAUGCCCGGCUAGACACAACGAACCAAUCAACCUUACACAUAAAGACAAAAGGGACCUAAGUCGAAACGCAAACCCUCCUAGCCUGCGGGACAUUUGGGCCAGGGCUGGUGCCAGGGAGGGGCGGGGCCUCCCGGG
Messenger RNA from Loxodonta africana (African savanna elephant), 3030 nucleotides. It is a transcript of the gene NOTO, whose product is annotated as notochord homeobox. The transcript has 3 exons. Gene Ontology annotation, molecular function: DNA-binding transcription factor activity, RNA polymerase II-specific; RNA polymerase II cis-regulatory region sequence-specific DNA binding. Gene Ontology annotation, biological process: regulation of transcription by RNA polymerase II; central nervous system development; neuron differentiation. The coding region runs from base 1 to 816 and encodes 271 amino acids. Gene Ontology annotation, cellular component: nucleus. The record is from RefSeq and is a predicted model, not a curated record. NCBI's taxonomy places the organism in Eukaryota, Metazoa, Chordata, Mammalia, Proboscidea, Elephantidae.